AUUUCCCAAAUUUAAGCUCAUCUUCACUAAUAGUAAUAGCACCCAAAACUGAGCUUAUUUUACAAUGUAUCUCACAGUUCUGAUGAUUCUGCUACUACUUUUGACUUUCCUUUUCAAGUUCAUUUACUCGGUGAUUUACAUUCCAUAUAAGUUCGGAAAACACUUUAGGAAACAAGGAAUUGGAGGUCCUAACUACCGUCUGAUCUACGGAAACUCAGAGGAAAUCAAACGGCAGAUAAGCAAAGCUGAAUCGAAAUCAGUUCCGUUUAAUCACAACGUGUUGCAUCGGAUUGCUCCUCACUACUACAACUGGUCGGCCAAAUAUGGGAAGACGUUUUUGUUCUGGUUUGGGUCGAAGCCCCGGUUGGCUAUUGCUGAUCCGGAUAUGAUUAAAGGGCUUUUUAUGAAUAAAGCUGUGGAUAAGAUUGAGUUUGAUCCAUUAACUAAGCAGCUGUUUGGGCAAGGGCUUGUUGGUUUACAAGGUGAACAGUGGGCUUUACAUAGGAGGAUUGCAAACCAGGCCUUCAAUAUGGAGAUUGUUAAGGCUUGGGUGCCGGACAUUGUGACUAGUGUUACCAAAAUGUUGAAGAAAUGGGAAAAAGAAAAUGAAGAGAAGGAAGAAUUUGAAAUAGAAGUCUUCAAGGAAUUAAAUGAUCUCUCAGCUGAGGUUAUAUCUAGGACAGCUUUUGGGAGUAGUUUUGAAGAAGGGAAACGCAUAUUUGAGUCACAAGAGCAACAAAUAUCUCUUACUUUGCAGGCAAUACGAAGCAUCUACCUUCCUGGAUUUAGGUUUUUGCCCACGAAAAAUAACAUGAUGAGGUGGAAACUAGAGAAGGAAACUCGAAAGUCAGUAAUGAAGCUGAUUGAGAGUAGUAAAGGGAGAGAAAAUUCUAAGAAUCUUCUUAGUUUGCUAAUGUCUGCAAGUGAAGCAGAACAUGGAUUUGGGGUGGAAGAAGUCAUAGAUGAAUGCAAGACAUUUUACUUUGCUGGGAAGGAAACAGCUUCCAACUUGUUAACUUGGGUACUUCUUCUUCUGGCAUUGCAUCAAGAAUGGCAAGAUAAAGCUCGAGAUGAAGUUUUUCGAGUUUGCAACGGCAACAAGCUUCCAAAUGCAGAGAAUCUGAUUGAUUUCAAGAUUGUGACAAUGAUUCUCAAUGAGACAAUGCGACUUUACCCGCCGAUCGUGGCAUUGACAAGAGGAACUUCAAAGGAUAUUAAGUUGGGAAACCUUGAAAUUCCAGCAAAUACACAAUUUUAUGUGUCAGUAGCUGUUGUACAUCAUGACACUGAGAUAUGGGGAAAAGAUGCAGUGGAAUUCAACCCUAUGAGAUUUGAUGAAUCUCGAAAGCAUUUGGCUUCAUAUUUUCCUUUUGCAUUAGGUCCAAGAGUUUGUGUUGGGCAAAACUUAGCCAUGGUUGAAGCCAAAAUCAUCCUAGCAAUGAUAGUUCAGAAUUUCUCUUUUACAGUGUCACCUUCAUAUGUUCAUGCUCCAACUAUGCGUCUAACUUUACAGCCCCAAUAUGGUGCUCCCAUCCUUUUUAGGAAGAUUUAAUUUACAGUCAAACAUCUUUAUAACA
Molecule: messenger RNA, 1577 nt
Organism: Nicotiana attenuata
Lineage: Eukaryota; Viridiplantae; Streptophyta; Magnoliopsida; Solanales; Solanaceae
Product: cytochrome P450 734A1-like
Exons: 4
Coding region: 65-1552 (495 amino acids)
Molecular function (GO): oxidoreductase activity, acting on paired donors, with incorporation or reduction of molecular oxygen; monooxygenase activity; iron ion binding
Source: RefSeq, a predicted model, not a curated record